GACAACGCCCUGAUAUUGCCAGCUCUGCCUCUUGACAAACAAGAAUGAUACUAAGAAUUCGCUCAAAAGAUGGAAUGCAGAGGAUCUCUGUAGAUGAACAGGCAGAUAUGAGUGUUGUUCUUGAGAGGGAAUGUAUAUUUACUAGUGGGAUUAGUUAUGCUUAUAUUUGUUUUCUAGGUUGUUGAGAUAUCUGGAGAAAAGGAUUUAGAAAAGAUUGAAAUUUCCAAGGAUCCGUCUAAAGAGCGUUUUUUUUCUUCUGUAUUAUCUGGGAAGACAGUGAAGAGUUUAGGUUUUAAACAUGGUGAUAUUGUUUAUGUCUAUAUAAGGGAGAAAGAGAAAAGCUUUAGUUCUCCAGAGAAGACAGGAGAAGAGAAAGAGAAAGAUUCGUUGUCUUAUGAUGUGUGUAAACAGGUGAUACAGGAUGUGGUGGAUGAUUUUCUUGAUACACAAGACGGGAAAUUAGUAAAUACUCAGAGUGCAUUAUGUAAACAUGGAACGAAAGGAAUGUGCAAUAAUUGUAUGCCUUUAGAUCCAUAUGAUGCGAAUUAUCUUAAACAGAACAAGAUUAAGCAUCAAUCGUUUCAUUCGUAUCUUAGAAAGAUAACUAAAAAUAGCAAAAACUCAAUACCAGGAGCUCUUUUAGUUGAGCCGUUUUAUGGAAUUAAAAAAGAUUGUCAGUCGGGACAUAAACCAUGGCCUCUUGGGAUCUGUACAAAAUGUCAGCCCUCUACGGUGACACUUCAGCCACAAGAAUUUAGAAUGGUUGAUCAUGUAGAAUUUUCUAAUUCCUCUAUGAUUGAUACAUUUUUAAAUUAUUGGAGAUUAUCAGGACAUCAAAGAUUUGGUUUUCUUUAUGGGCAAUAUAAGCCCUAUGAUUCGGUCCCAUUAGGAAUCAAAGCAGUUGUAGAAGCAAUAUAUGAACCUCCACAGGAAAAUGAGGCUAAUGGGAUUUCUUUAAAUCUUCCAUGGAAUGAUGAAAAUACUGUUGAUGAAGUUGCUCAUUUUUUUGGACUUAAAAAGAUUGGAAUGAUAUUUACAGAUUUAACGGAUGAUGGAUCUGGAAAAGGAACUGUAAUUUGUAAACGGCAUAUGAAUUCUUUUUUUCUUUCUUCUUUAGAAAUUACUUUUGCCGCAAAAAUGCAAUUAAAGCAUAAAAAUAUUUGCAAAUGGAGUAAAACAGGUGAAUUUAGUUCAAAGUUUGUAACAUGUGUUGUUUCCGCCAAUAAAGAUGGUAAUAUUGAUAUUUUUGCUUACCAAGUAUCAAAUUCUGCCAUGGCAAUGGUAGAUGCAAAUAUUAUAGAACCUAGCAUUGAUCCAAAUAUAAUGUUAAUUCGAAAAGAAGAAUUCGAUGUUUAUAUACCGGAGGUAUUUUUUCAAAAAAUUAAUAAAUAUGGAAUACAAGUUCAAGAAAAUGCAAAAUCGGCAUUUCCUGUAGAAUAUCUCAUAAUCACUUUAACACAUGGUUUUCCAAUGAACCCCGAUCCUAUUUUUCCUCCUGCAUUUAAUACUUUUUUAAUCGAAAACAGAGCUUCUAUUGGGCAAAUACAGAAUAUAUAUCCUUUGGCUGAAAAGAUUAAACCUAUUAUUGAACAUCCCGAUGGAGAUAUAUUAAAGACGCUUUGCGAUUUUCAUCUUUUAACCUAUUUAUGGACUCUUGGGAUUUUAAAUAAGGAUGACGGUUCACUUUUUAUUAAAUGUAUUAGGGAAAAUAAUGCUACAGAUAUAUACACUUUAUUAGAUACACCAAGUUGGCAAACACUUAUAACAAUUCUUCAUGAAAGUAACCUGCUUUAAAGAGGAAAAAGAUACACCAUAUUAACUACUUUUCCUUUAUCUUUUU
Messenger RNA from Pneumocystis carinii B80, 1840 nucleotides. RefSeq lists its product as hypothetical. Gene Ontology annotation, biological process: ubiquitin-dependent protein catabolic process. The record is from RefSeq and is a predicted model, not a curated record. Gene Ontology annotation, cellular component: nucleus. Gene Ontology annotation, molecular function: ubiquitin binding; ubiquitin protein ligase binding. The transcript is spliced from 5 exons. NCBI's taxonomy places the organism in Eukaryota, Fungi, Ascomycota, Pneumocystomycetes, Pneumocystales, Pneumocystaceae. Bases 505 to 1794 code for a protein of 429 amino acids.